CCCUGUGAACUCGGCCCCCCUAUGGAACUUACGCCCUUUUUCAUUGUCGGACUUCAUUAGAGCAAAAAUGGCAGAUUGUACGCUUCCAGAAUUGAUGGGCGUGCUCAGGAUACAAGUGCUCGUCAAAUUUCGGUCAAUGUGUUCUCUGAAAAGGCAAGUUUCCUUCUCUCUUCAACCGCGCGCUGCAUGGGAUGGUUUCGUAUUCAUCGUGCCUCUUCUCUCUCUUUGAAUUCAUCCAGAUAUCGUAGUGCGCUUCAUCACAACACUGGUAAUAAAUUCAUCCAGUUUAUUGGUACUUAAGGUUAUUAGUGUCCUCACAUAAGGGAUUCCUUCACCAGAUAUGUAUUACAAUUGGGAACAUAGGACGUUCGAUAGUGAAAGGAACCGAGAUGGGGCAGAACUUCAUUAAUGAGAAGUGUGGCACUAAUAAUUGUGAUGCCGAAGGGAAACUUACUUCUAAGGUUAGUAAGCAUAGGGGUAAUGGGUAUGUAACAAUUUGUGUUAAACUUGUUUCAGCCGCAUCCUUGUGCUUUAGAAACAAUGUCAUUGUUGAAGCUGGAGUUGUUGAAGACCUGGUUAACCUGAUCAAGGAUAAAUUGUUUAUGAACCUUUGUCAGGAUGCAAAUGCUUUGGGAUGAGAUGUUUACUUCAAUAUGAUUUUUAAAUCUGGGCCUGCAUUAGCUUCACAUUUAGUUUGUGGCUUGCAUUGUUCCGAGUGAUGUUCAGGAACCAUUGUAGUCAAUAAAAAUUACAUCUUUACAACUGAGGGUCAUCCUCUUCCCGUUUUAAACACUUGAGACUUUCUAAGGCUAUUUACCAAGCAAUCAAACUUCAUUUGGCGUUUUGAAAAGAAUGCCCACUAUUCAGUACAAAGUAUGUAUGGAUAAACUGGUGAAGAUUGGUCAUCUUAAGAAGCAUAGGGAAUGGAGGAAGAUUUGGUCACUAUCAAUACCGCCAAAGAUUCAUACAUUGAUGUGGAGACUCGGUCAAGACUGUACUGAACAGGAGUCGUCUCAGGGAGAAAGGUAUUCCUUGCCUGAAUAUGUGCAUAAACUGUCUUGGAAGCCCGGAAAACAAUUGGUAUGUUUUUUAGUGAGUCUGGAUAGUCACUUGCUGGCAGAAAGUAGGCAUGUAGAAUACCUUCGAGUUGGCUAUGCUCUGGGAGAAAGUUUUUCGAUUUGUUCGUGGAUGCCUUCACCAAUUUACCAAAUGAACAACUCUGUACUUUUGCUAUGAUGGCAUGGAGUAUAUGGAGGAGUAGAAACACUCUUUACUGGGAGGGUAACUAUGAGAAUGACCAGCAAGUGAUAUUUCAUGGGACAGAAGUCCUGAGAGAAAAGUGUCAAAAUGGUACUUAAACUUGUCAUAUAUAGCAUAAAGAGUACAUCAACUAGCAAUAGACUCCCCAGAGUACAUAAACUUGACUUUUAUGUGUUGGUUAAGUACGUCCGUCACAGAGACGUUUAAAAAAGAUGACAUGGCUAGAAAUGUUGCUGAAUUGUUUUACACAUCACCCUGUAGUCUUCAAUAAAACUAAAACCCUAAGGUUUUACCCGCCUCAACAUUUUACGAAGGCAUCGUAUCUUAAAGAUUAAAGAAACUGCAUAAAUGGGACAAAGGCUGGACGGUGAUAGGAGGAGAAAAGCGAGAAACUCAGUGAAGCGAUUCCAUAAUGGAGAAUCAUAAAUCGCAAGAAAGACUAUUAAGAAAUAUGAAAUUUCAUCGAGGCAGAAGCCGGUCUACUAUUUGAGGAUGAGAUUAACACUAAAAAUGAAGACGAUGAGGAGUUGCAGCAAGGUAGGAGACUGUUAAGGCAGUUAGUGACAAAUGAUAAAGGACUCGGAAGAAGAAAGGGUAACAAAGAAGUUAAGGAACACAUCAAUGAGAGUGAUAAGGGGUUGUCUUCGGAUGGAGACAGAUAUGAAACAGAUUACUUUGGUUCAAGUGAUGAAGGAAGUUACAAGACUUGUUCUGAUCAAGAGGAAGACGAAUAUUUCAGAAGGAAAACAAGGUUUCCACCUUUUAGUCCAUUAAAGGUGAAUAUGAAUCAGGAAAGCAACAAUGCAAGUGAACCAUCACAAGAACCAACAGAUCCUUCAAACAGUUUAUUGCAACCAUAUUUCAAGGAUAAUCAAGAAAUGAAUAAUCCAGGUAAUGACAGUGUGUUUCAAUGGAGAGGCAACAAUACGAUCAGUGCAAGUCGCCUAUUGUCACAGAGGUUAAAGUUUAGAAACCAACAUGUUGCUGAAAGUGCUGGAGCUUCUAGGAAAAGGCAUAUGACAGAAAUGGAAGCUUCUGAACAAGUGGACAGUGGUGAGCAAAGUGCGAUAGCAAGAGACAGAUUCAAUGAACUAUAUGAUUCAAUGGAAAAUCUUGGACCCUACAUGUCCCAAGUUAUUGACCCCACGCAAAAGUAGCUAAAAGUAUUUAAAAUACUACUUUUUUUGUAAUUUACCACUUGUAUUAGCAAUUGGUUAUUGAAGGUGCAAAACUGUAUCCAACACCUUUUUUGUAAGCUACAAGUGACUCAAGUAGCAGCCUGUUUUGUUAGAUACAUAUGCUAUGUAGUACUUUUUUGUUUAGAUACAUUUUGAAUGUUCUGUAACUCCUUUUUUGGAAGCAGGAAGUGAUAAUGUUAUUGAAUUUUCUUUUAUUCUGGG
Cuscuta epithymum is the source of this 2660-nucleotide messenger RNA. The record is from the annotation of a GenBank genome assembly. NCBI's taxonomy places the organism in Eukaryota, Viridiplantae, Streptophyta, Magnoliopsida, Solanales, Convolvulaceae.